Messenger RNA from Parus major (Great Tit), 1165 nucleotides. RefSeq names its product ankyrin repeat domain 54 (gene ANKRD54). The record is from RefSeq and is a predicted model, not a curated record. The transcript is spliced from 8 exons. Lineage: Eukaryota; Metazoa; Chordata; Aves; Passeriformes; Paridae. The coding region runs from base 26 to 862 and encodes 278 amino acids. Gene Ontology annotation, cellular component: cytoplasm; nucleus. Gene Ontology annotation, biological process: regulation of protein kinase activity; regulation of intracellular signal transduction. Gene Ontology annotation, molecular function: protein kinase regulator activity; protein binding.
CCUCUCCGGCCCGGGCCGUGACGGGAUGGAGGGCGGCGGUGGGGCUGACGGGGCGCCCGGCGCGGGGCCGGAACCGGGACCGGGACCAGGACCGGAGCCGCAGCCGGAGUCAGAGUCAGAGCCACAGCCGCACAUCGCGCUACCGCCACUGGGACCGGGCGCACCCCUCGGUUACCUGCACGUCCUGUGGCAGCGGGAGGAGCCCGCGGGCAAGAUCCCGGCCCGCCGCCUCCGCAGGGCCGCCCGCCUCCACCGUCGGCUGGGGCCGACGGGCAAGGAAGCCCACGCUCUGAAAAGGCUGCGUGAAGCUGCCAAUAGCAAUGAUUUGGACACAGUGCAGCAACUCUUGGAGGAUGGAACAGACCCCUGUGCUGCGGACGACAAAGGCCGGACAGCCCUACACUUUGCCUCCUGCAAUGGCAACGAUCACAUUGUCCAACUGCUUCUGGACCAUGGGGCUGACCCAAACCAGAGAGAUGGGCUGGGCAAUACUCCCUUACACUUGGCUGCCUGCACGAACCACGUUCCUGUCAUCACCACCCUACUGCGCGGAGGGGCCAGAGUUGAUGCCUUGGAUCGAGCUGGCAGAACCCCACUGCACCUUGCUAAAUCAAAGCUGAAUAUCCUGCAGGAAGGAUUCUCCCACAGCCUGGAGGCUGUACGCCUUGAAGUGAAGCAGAUUAUCCAGAUGUUGCGGGAAUACCUGGACCGUCUGGGGAGGCAUGAGCAAAAGGAACAGCUGGAUGACCUCUGCUCCAGGCUACAGAUGACUAGCACAAAGGAGCAGGUGGAUGAGGUUACAGAUCUCCUGGCCAGCUUCACGUCACUCAGCCUGCAGAUGCAGAAGAUGGACAACAGGUAAUGGGCUGCCAAAUCAUCUUCCUGAAGUAGCAGGAGAAGCCUUAGAGAGAAGAAAAGGAAGCUGAAGUUUGCUUCCCAGAUUGCUGGCUAAACAUUGCUGCCAGCAGCCGUUCCUGCCAGACUGACUCUCCAGUGGUGCUCAGGCUGUUCCUGUUGGUGCUGCCACAGCUGCCCCAUGGGGAGGCAGCAGGCUUUGCAUAACAAAGGCAACACAAGAACGCUGCAGCUGUGACUUUGGGAUAAAAGAGCUGCUCUACUUUUUACCAGUUGGGCUGGCAAUAAAUAGGGUACCCUUUCCAGAGAU